UGAAACCCACCAACGCGACGCGUAGCCCACCGGUACCACGCACGACCGAACUAGCACAGCACUUAGGCAGCGGCGGCGGCGAUGGGAGGAGAGGCCACGAGUGCCGGCGGCGGGGGGUUCCGCGCGCGUAUUGACCACUACCUCUACAGCGGCGAGAAGAAGCAUGUCUUCGCCGGCAUCGCCAUCUUCGCCGCCGUCUUCGGCGUCCCCUGGUACUUCAUGACCCGAGGGGCAAAGCACCAAUCCCACCAAGAUUACAUGGAAAAAGCUAACAAGGCGAGGUCGGAGAGGCUUUCUUCUGGACAGCCACCGGCACUGAAAGAAUGAAGUAGUAUUACCUAUUUCUGGUCCCUGACAUUGAAAGCUCAGCAUACUCUGUUUUGAUGUAUUAUCGGAGGAUUUGGUAUGUUGUCAAAUAAGCAGAUUAUCUUUCUUUCUUAUUUCAUUAGCUAUAGAAACCAAGUCUGGCGUAAUACGUCACAAGAAUUUUUGUCAACUGGAGCCUCCGUGCCCACCUUUUGUGCU
Molecule: messenger RNA, 525 nt
Organism: Phragmites australis (common reed)
Lineage: Eukaryota; Viridiplantae; Streptophyta; Magnoliopsida; Poales; Poaceae
Exons: 2
Coding region: 82-327 (81 amino acids)
Source: RefSeq, a predicted model, not a curated record